UCUAUUGGCAUGCUUCAGUAAAUUUGCUGUGCCAAAAAUCUUCUACAGUCAAUUGACUUAUUUUUUAAACAUGCUUUUAACUAAAGUAGUUUUCAUGAGUAGACGAGCCUUGAAGGCUGGGCGGUUUAGGCUUCUGGGAAAGAAAAGGUAGACACACGGAAACUGAUUAAUUGUCCAGUAUCAUCACUAAUCUAAUGAAAUCCUAGAAAGAUUACAUAGGAGAAAUACCUUCAAAAAGGUUUGUAUUAUACCAUCAAUGCAUUCAGUCGAUGAUAAUUCUAUCAGGACCAAAGUAUCAAAUGUCAAUUAAAAAUUGUGACGUCAUUUUCUAAGAAUAUAAGCCAGCAUUCUCACAUCACCAAAACAAAGCACAUUGCACGAACAGAUUUUUAAAUGCAAUAACAGCUACCAGUUUAUACGAAAACUGAAAACAAAUGCUCUGUUUGAGCGUCCUUUCAUUUAGCGUAGCAGGUCAAUAAAAAAUUAAAUUAAAACAGUAGGCCUAUAAAAUACCAUGUAUAGGCAGAGAUGAGUGCUCACAAACUACACACUAGUGAUCUAUAUUCUAACACCCAUGGAUAAAAGAUAAGAUAUGACGAAGCCCGUUGGAUUUUUGCAAAUAGACAUAUUCGUCAUGUGUUGCUAAAUGAGAGAAGUAGAAGCAUAGCAAAAUUAGUAGCUGAAAACCAGCUUGAAGACCAAAAGUUAAUUGUAUUUGAACAGGGAAACAACCAGAAGAUGGAUAAGCAAAAGAAAAAUGCGAAGAGAGACUACACUCAAGACAUUGAGAAACUGAGAAUGACGAAAGAUAAAGAGGAGGAGGCGGUUGAAGAAGCUAAAAAGUUGCGCAACGAAAUUGAAAAGGAAAUGGGAAAGUCAUUUGAAAUGAUUGAAGAAAGGCAAAAUGAAGUUAAAGAUUUUCUACACCAAAGAGAAAAAGAAGAAGAAGAACACAAAAGAAGAGCAGCAGAUAUUGUGAAGAGGCUUCAAAAUGGUAUGAUGGAUAUAGAAGAUAAUAUAAAAAAUAAACCUAUUAACAGGAAGAGUAAGUCAGAAGAGCAACAAGAAUUAAUCAAAACAGAUGAAUACAAUAGUAGAAGAUUUGGUGAUUUUCAUACGAAUUCAACACAAACAGAAAUCAUCGAGCAAGUGUCACAGCAUAUUCAAACCACACCGGAUGAGCUUGAUGCGCUCCUCCAAAACCAAGGUGCCAAUUUGAACAAGAAUAGGAUCAAAGAAGAAGAUAUACCAGAUGUAAUCGAAGCUAUAAAAGAAAAUCUUAUAGAGAAAAUGAAAUUAAAGCUGGCAGACGAGCAAGAAAAGAAUGAAGGCAAAACAAAGAAAAAUGAUGAGAUUAAUAAUGAGAAAAAGAAGGACUUGCCUUUAAAAAUUUCGAAAAUAAAUGAAACUGAAGCUGUUAGCAAAGACGGUGAAACUUUAUGCGACGAUGAUUUACAAUAUCAUGACAAUUUCAAAAGUGAUCAGCUUCCAAGAAAAUUGACAGAGCUGGCGAAAUCACUAGUCGACAGUAAAAUAAACGAUGAUGAGUUGCCUGAAGUUAUAAGAGAUACGAUUGAGGAGAAUAAGAAUCAGUUAGUGAUUGGACUCCUGGAGAAUGUCAGGAACGCUGAUGAAAUACCAGGUGUCUCGGAAAACGCAAGCGAUGACCUGCAGGAAACGUAUGCAGCUAUGCAAACAGAUUUUAACAACUUGGCAGAUUUUGUUUCAGCAAAUGGAAAAUAUGAAGACGAUGUAGGAGAAGCGCGGUUAACAAGAUGUAGAGAGCUCUGCAAAGAAAUUGAUAAGAUUGAAAGGGAUCUUGAAGACCUGAAUGGUGAAAUUAUUAAUCUUCAGGACUCGGAGAAUAAAGGUGAUGAAUUUGUUGAUCAUUCAGAAAAUGGUCGGAAACAAGAAACGAGUGAAGGUACUGGGACGGUUGAACGUCAGGUGGCCGAAUUUGAUCCGACUUACGCCGACGACAAUGGAAUCUAUAAUGGCAAGGAGGCACCCGCAAAAGAGGUUGGCAACAGAGAGUUAGCUGAAUUGAUAAGGAAUAAAGUGAAUGCAGACGCAAAGCUGAACUCGAAGCUAGAUGAUCUGCGGCUCAUGCUAGGCCAAAGACAACAAAAUACGAUGUUGCAAACGAAUCCGUCUCUGGCGGGCAGUCAUACUGAAGGGAAAGAGAAGAAAGAUAUGGCUGCAUCGGAAAAUACCCACCUCCGCUUGCAGAAAGAAUUAGAUCAUGCGUAUCGAGCUAAUAAAAUGCUUGCAAAAGAAAACGAGAGGCUAUUGCAGAAAGCAGGUGACGCGAGAGACGCAAAGGACUUCGAUGAGGUAAUUUUUGGCAGGACGUUUGACAUUCCACGAUGGCAAAACGAAAGGCAGUUGCGAGACAAAUUAACGAAAGCAGAGGAAGGGAUUGGGGAAGAGCUUUUUGAUGCCAUAGUGAACAGUAAGACACAGCAAAAGAAACCAAUCGAAAAAGUGAAGGAUUUCGAGCUUUUGCAGAUUGAGAAUAAAACGGUAGCUGAUUUGUUAAAACUAUACAAAGAGAAGGAAGGGACGCUGUCGGAACAGCUCGCAGCCGCAGAUGUCACAAAUGCAAUAAACGACAUAGUGAAUGUAAAAAGAACAGACACAAAUAGGUUGAUGGAAGAUCUGCAAAAUGAAGCGAAGAAAACAGAUGAUUUAAUUGUUGAUCAUGAAGUAUUGGCUCAAAGAACAGAAAAUGAGUUAAAUGAACUUAUCAAACAGCGUAUUGAUGAGAUAAGUGAUGCCAAUGAACGGCAAGAAGAAAUAGCAGAUCUUGAAAAGAAGUUGGUGAUGGUGAAUGACGCAAUUAACAACUGCUUCUUAGCCAACGAUAGAGACACGGUUUUAGGCAACCUUGACGACAAAAUUGCUGAGAUUGACAAGCAGAUAGAACUAAUAGGCAUGGAACUAAAGAAGGAUUUAGAAAGGGAAAAUGGUGUAAGCGAUGAAGAUCUGCGUGAAACAGAAAGGCUGAAAAAAAUGCUUGAAAAACUUAAGCUUUAUGCAGCAGAAGAAAUAAGAAAGGAUGAAGACGGUAUGAAGAGUUAUCAAGUGCCUACUGAGGUGGAGGUAGAUGAAAUAAUCGAAGAAAAACUAAAACUUUUGCGACAAUGUGACCAACAGCAAAAAGAGAAAAUACCAGGCAGUGAUCGGGCGGUAAACGGACGUCAAGUUCGGUUAACUUUAGGCUUAAGUAAUGGUUUAGAGACUUCAAUAGAUGGUGAAAACGUGGAAGCAUCUGAUGAUGAAACUAUUUUAAAGAAUGCAAAACAACUGGAAAAUAUCAAAAAUGAGCUGGAACUGACUGACGAAGAAAUAGAAGCCAUGGACAUUGGAAAAGAAGAAAUACCGUUUUUAAAGGAUGCUAUUUCCUCAAUGAAGAACUCUAUUGCAGAAAUGAAUGGAAAUGUGGACAAGGCUAAAAGCAGAUCAUUGGAGAGGAACGAAACAAAUGAAUUACUUGAAAAAAUCGAGGAGCAAAUUGAAAAUCUUAAAGAAGAAUUGCUUUACACUGCACUUAAAGGCACAGAAAAUAAUCAAGCACACAAGGUAACGAAUAAUAAACCAGAGGAAAUAACAAGGGAAAAUGCCAACGAGAAGGUUAAAAAUUUGUGUGAAAUGCUUGAGCGUGAAAAGGCAAGGGUAGCAGAAGUAAUAGCGAAUACUCAAGAUUUGGCAAAGGGUAUAACCAGCUCAAACGGUCUUAAAUUUGUAGAGUUUAAGAACAGAUACGAAACCAAAACAAACGAAAUAAAAGCAGAGAUGGAGGAACGUCUAGAUGCUGUAAAUAGAGUGUUAAGGGAUGCCUCUGACGUAUUGGUGUCAAGCAAAAAUGAAGGUGACAAUGAAGAGAAAAGUAAAAUAUUAGAAGAAAAGAAAGAGAAGCUUGCUAAACUAAAGGAAGGAAUAGCGCAGGUGAUGAACGAUUUAGAAGGAAUUAAAACCUUUGAGAAAGAGGGGCAAAUUGGCGAUUUGCAAGAUUCAGAUGCCGAAGAGCUGCUUUACAAAAUAGAGGCGAUAGAGAUUUCUAUUGAUCGUAUGGGAAGGACGAUCGAGGAUGCGAAAGGGGACUCCAAGACACUAGACACUCUGUUGAAACGACAGGAUAGAAUGAAGGAAAGUCUUGAAGGUGUGAAGCACGAGCUAACCAGGCUGAAGGACAAUAUGACAAAAGACUUGAGUGACUUACAGUUUGAAAGGAAAAGAACUGAAGUAGAAAUCAAAGAGAUAUUAGGCGAAGGUGAAAUUGAAAAUGAGGGCGAAAAAGAAGCUAUUUUAGAACUUAUUGGGAGUUUUGCUGGGAGCAGCGAUGCCAGUAAAGAGGAACAGGAGCUAGAAAGGUAUCUACUGCAACGUAAAAGACUUGCUAAAGAUUAUGAAGAUUUUGAUAAAUUGGGAGGACUUACAGAACGAGACGGAAGAUUUCUUGAGGAUAUGAUCCAAUCAACUGAAUUGGAUAUCAAUGACGCACUAGAAGAAAUAGAUGAAGUCUGUAAAGGAUACCAGUUUGACAAUGAUCUGGCAUUUAACAAAGUGUAUUUGAACAACAUGGUUGAACAGAGGUCAGGGUUGCACUGUGCUUUGCAGCAGCUUGGAAAAAUCAUUGAUGGAUUUAUGAUACCUGCGGUGGACGACGCACAAGAGCAAGGAAGGAAGGAGUCCGAACAGCAAAUGAAUUUCGAGGAGCUGCAGAAGCUAGCAGAAACGAAAAUAAACUUGAUUGAUGAUAAGCUUCAUACGCUGAAUAGCAUUUUGGAAAACCCUGUACUCAAGAACGUUGCCAAAAACAGAGGAGACGUUGUGAGUGAAUCUAGAGAAGAUGCAAUGUACGGUGAUAUUGAUAGCGAAGAAAUAUUGGCUAUCAUAAGAGAAGUUAAGGAAGAGUUUGAUUCAAUUAUUAUGACAAAAGAGCCAGAUGCUGACUGGAAAGGUUUAACUGAUUCUCUAGCAAAUGAAAUAAAACUGCGGGAUGAUAUUGACGCUGAAAUUAGCAGCCUGUUCGAUAAACGAGAAGAAUUGAUCGUAAAUUAUGUUCAUAACGUCAAUAAUGAGGAUUUACAAAAUGAAGGAGAAAAUAAUUUGGGUAAAAUAUCUGAGAUCGACAGGAAGAUUAAAGAUCUGGAUAACAAGUUUGUUGACACAUUGCUAAGCUCCAAAGGUGCCCAAGAUGCUACUGGUGACAAAACGGAUGACGAUUUGAAGAAACUGUUCGCAGAAAGAGAUUUGACAAUGAGGCUGCUCUUUGCAUUAAAGACAAAAGAGGGUCAGCGAAGAUAUACAGCUGAGAGAGAGUUAACAGCUAAUAAUGCUAGUUCAUUAAGAAAAGAUUUGGAAGAGAGGUUACAGUCCCUGGAUUCAAGAAUACUUGAGCGUAAAAGCGGUGGUCAAUUGGAAAAGAUCGAACGUGUACAAAGCCCCAAUUUGUUGGCUGUAAUGAAAAAAAUACACGAUGAAACAGAGACCUUGAAGAAUGAGGUUGAAAAUGAUAAAAUAUUUCUGCGUGAAUACAAGCCACACAAUUUAAUCACAGAAAAGGGUGAGACAGUUGAUGCUUUAGGGCUCACGUCAGACGAGGAAAGUGAGGAAGUCAUUGAAGCAAAGAUGGCUGAUAUUAAAGCCAGGAUUGAGGAUUUGGAGGACAAGCGGACCGAAGUACUUUUGACCGAGAAAGAAACAGAUGAAGAGGAUGAAAUAGAAGAGAUGGAGAUGAUACAGAAAAUACAUGACAUGGAAAAUGCAUUGAAGGAUUUUGAGAAGAAGCUACGUAUUUUGGAAAAGAAAGAGGAUCUGGAGAGGAAAAUGAAGAUUAUUGAAAAUUAUAGUGAAAUUACGAGUGAAGAUACUGACGGAAAUAAGGUGCAGAAGAAAUAUGACAUGUCUCUAGAAGCAUUAGACGGUGUUGACAGGAUAAUAGAAGGGUUCGUAGUUGCGAUUGAAAAUGAACUAGGAAAGCAAUCUGCCUUAGCACAGAAGGAUAAACAAAGAGAGGACCUGAAGCAUAUAGAAACUGAUGAGCUUCAUGAUGUCCUUAGAUUUAAGAUAGAAGACCUAAUAAAAGAAAGAAUGAGCAUAGAACAGAAUAGAGAAAAGAUUGUCAACGAGAUUCAGGAUCAAGGGCAAUUACAAAAGCUUGUCGAUGAAAGAAAGGACAUUAUUGAAAAGUUGAAUGACAUAUAUAAAGUUUAUGAUGAUGAAUUGGCAAAUACCAGCCUCCAUAAAUGUAUUUGUGAUAAAAGACAAGAUUACUUGCAUGAUAAACAGAAACGGAAGUUCCUAGAACUGAAGAAACAAGAAAUAGCCAGAUGUUUAGAAGAUUUAGAUACGGUAGAUUCAUUAGAAAAUUCAACAAGUGGGUUUAGCGAUAUUGAGGAAACUGAAGAAAAAAUAGAAGUCAUGGCAAAGGAGAAUAAAGAGAAGGAUGAAAUUAUUGAUAAUUUGGGACAGAAAAUCGCAGCAUUAGAAAAGGAAUUAGAAAUUUUGAAUGACGAAUUUCACAAAAAUGAAGAAUAUAUGUUGGAAGAAAUUGACAAAAACAAUGAGGAAAUUUCUACACUGACAGGUCAACUUGAUGCUGAACGAAAUAAGAACAAAGAAAUGGAAGAUCAAAUCAGGAUGCUAGAUAAGUUAAAAGAAGAGCUGAAAACGAAGGGGAGACGGGUUGUGAAGAUUGAAAAUGAAAAUAUCCAGAGCAUGAGCCCGACGAGGGAAGACUUGAUUGGAGAAGAAAAGGAGCCAGGAGAUUCAAAUGACUUGCGACAUGAAAUUGACAAGAUAUCAGCUGUUGAAGAGAUCAUGAAGUUGGCUGCAGAGUUUAUUUCUGAAAACGAAAGAAAGACUGCACAGUGCGAUGAGCUUGAAACUGAGAAGGGUGAGUUGGCAGAUAUAUCUGAAGAGCUCUUAGCUGAAUGUCAAGAGUUAAGGGUGGAUAUCGAGAAGUGGAAAAAGAAGCUAAAAGAGACAGAAGAUAAAACUGAGAAGAUUGAACAUGAAAAAGUUAUCAUGGAGCAAAAAUUGGAGAGGAUAAAGGAUGAUAAUAAUGACUUAGCACAAGAAAAUGAGAAAUUAAAAAACGAAUUAGAAAUGGUGAUAACUGAUUAUGAAACAGUGCAAGAUAAUGUAAGUAAUUUAAGAAAGAAGAAUUCUUCACUAAAUUACGAAAUACAAAUACUAAAGACGCAACUGGAAUUAAAUGAAAAGGAAAAAGAGAACAGGAAGCAACCAUUCGUUGAUAAAGAACAGGAAAUUAUAGCGUGUGAGAGUAGAGUCUUGUUAAACGAAUCUGAUUCAGCUAUAGAUGUCGAAGAAUUCAAUGAUAAAGGUGAAAAGGACGCCCCUUACGGAAAAGCCAUGCAAGAAGACCAGGCAAAAAUUGAAACAGCACGUUUGCUUGCAGAGAUAAAAAGUCUUUCAUCAGCUAAUGAAAUUUUGGAUGACAAAAUUUUGCUGGAACAGCAGAAGAGAAACUCGCUAGACGAGAAAAAUAAAAAGCUAGAAUUAUUGCUUAAUGAACAAAACAGAGAAAUUGAAGAACAUAGAACUUCAGAAGCACAGUUACGAUUUGUCAAUAAAGAUUUGGAAAUGCAGAAUGAAGAUUUAGAGUAUAAGAUAAAGAAAUCAAUGAGAGAAAAUGAUGGAGCAUUAGGCAGAUUAAGGGAACUUGAGGAGGAAAGGGACAAGUUGCUAGGGAUCUUGGAUCAACUAAAAGGUAAACUCAAGGAAGAAAGGAAGAAAUCUCUCGAUGAGAAGCAGGCGUUUGACGAAGAACUGAGAAGCAGGGCAGACGAAUUUUCAAGACUAGAAAGCAAUUCAGAGAAAGAAAAAGAACAACGUGAAAAAACAAUGCUCAGCAAAGAUAGAAAAUUGAAAAAACUAGAAUUUCAACUUGAUGAAGAGAAAGAAGCAUACGAGGAGCUUCAGAGGAAUUUUGAUCGAGUAAAAAAGGCAAAAGAAAGCAUACUGACGGAUUCCGAGAAACAGCUGCAGAACUUGCAAGAAGAACUUGCUCGUCAUAGAAAGCAAGAGACAGCACUGGAUCUUGAAAAUUCAGGAAAAAAAGAUGAAAUCGCGCUCCUGAAAGAAAAACUGAACAAAAUAAACAAGCAAUGUCAACAACAGAGAGAUGAAAUUGAAAGGUUAACGAGUGAAAACCGAAAUCAAAUGAACGCUUGCAUAAACCAAGCAAAGGAAGCUGAAAACCAGCUGAAAAUAGACGCCAACGAGCUUGAUAAGUUUAAAAAGAGGUUUAAGGAAAUGAAGAAAGACAAAGAAGCUGAAAUACAACAACUUGAAGACAAAAAUAGAGAACUAAAUUUAGGUAUUAACAAAAAAGAUGAAAGAAUAGAAGAGCUUGAAGAGUCUCUGCAAAGAAAGUCGAGAAUGGGUGGGAAAAUUGAUCCAGAACACGAAGUUAUUCAAAAAGUUUAUGAAGAGAAAUUACAAACUGCAAAAAGAGAUUUGCAAGCAAAAGAACUGGACAAUGAAUCAAUUAGAAAAAAGUGCGCAAACAUGAAAGAGAAAUUGAAUCAAAAGGAUGUAGAAAUGAGCCAGAUGAUGUCAGAGUUUCAGAGAGAAAGCAGGGGUUUACGCAACAAAAUUAGCGAAUUAGAACUUGAAGUAGAAAAUACAAAAAAACAAUUGGCCGAGAAAAGCGAAAAUGCUAAUAAGAGAGAACGGGAAAAUGAAAAAUUGAAAAUGGAUGUGAGAAAACUAGAAGCAUUGCUAACACAAAUUAAAGAAAGACGCGAGAACGAAAUAAAAUCACUGGAAAUGAGGAUGGAAGACAUGGAGGACAGAAAUAAAACCUUAAAAGAGAGGUAUAUGAAAAUGCAGGAAAAAUUAACAAAGGAAAUAGAGGAAAAAGAGGAACUCAAAAUUAUAAAAAGGAACUAUUUAAUAGCAAAGGACGAGAAUGCUGUUCUAAAAGAAAAAGUACUUGAGUUGUCACAAAACAUUGAAGUUAAAAUUGAAGCUGAAAGACUCAAUAAAGAGCUACAAAACGUGAAGGAGGAUUAUGAGAAACUGAAAAACGAGUCAGUUAAGGUGAUCAAACACUCGAAUGAUAUGAAAAAUGAAAUUAAACGACUGAAAAAUCAAGUUUCGUUGGUGAAAAAGGAGAAUGAAAAGGAGCAGAAACUUCUGGUGGAAAAUCUAGAAAAGGAAUUCCGGAAAAAAAUUGAAGAAAUAAUCAGAUCAAACCUGCAAGAAAAGGAAAAGUUACUUGAUAUGUGGGAUGAGGAGAGAGAUAAUUGGGAAGAAGAAAUGAAAGAGGAAAUGGAAAAGUCAAGAUAUGAACUGGAGCGAAAAUUAAAGGAACAGAAACAGGAUAUGGAAAGUGAACAUAUGAAUAGGUUUUCAAAGAUGAUGAAUGAAAAUAACAGAGUUGUGAACGAGCUAAAUGAAAGGUUAAAGGAACUUGAAAAUGAACGAUACAGAAUGGAACGAAAAUUUGAUGAAGAAAUAAGCUCUAGAGAGAACCAAUUUGUUGGCGAAAAAGAAUACAUGGCAAUGAUGAUCCGAGAGUUGCUGCGUAAUAUAAUUGAUAACAAGUCAAGGCAAAGUCAAAUGAAGCAGAGUCAUAUAAAGGAAGUGAAAAUUAUAGAAGAUAAAUAUGAGCAUGAUAAAAAGAACAUGGAUGUGCGUUUGAAAGAAGAACUUCAACUUUUGAGAGAAAAGGUUACAGAGAUGUUAAGGAAGGAUGUUGGGGGAAGAAACAGUCCAAGGGUGUAUAGUAAAAUGGACGAUCAGCUUUUGCUUGACUUUGUGCCAAGAAAGCUUAGAUAAGCUGAAUCGCUUUUAUUUUAAUCAUUAAAUCUCAAAUUAGCAAUUUAGUAUGCACAGGUAGAUUUAGAAGAUAGAUCCGGUUAAAUACUAGCUGUCCCCGUUAGUAACAUCGUUGUUCUCGUUACCAAUCUAGCAUAAAAAACUGACAUAGAAUGACAACCCCUAAACAUUACUCGCCAAAAAUAAUGGAAAACGGGGGAAGAUCAGAAAUGGUAUUCACUUUCUCUUGCAUGAUUCGCAAAACAGUACCUCCUAAAAACGUACUAUUGCCGAGUGACAAGGUAAUACAGAAAGAUGUUCCUCUAGUAACGCGUUAAGUCUCCAUAGUUCCCUUACAGUCCUGCCGAAAGAAAUGCUUUGCAACCUAGGUAGCGGAAAUGAAAUGAGGCUUCAAUAAUACCAAAAAUGACAUAAUAUACUGAGCUUUCCGUGUCAUAAUAAGACUUAAAUAACAGCCUUACCUUGUAUUUCAUAAUUUUUGUGCAAGGCAGUUCUGAGAGAUCUUUAGUUUAUUCCCAGACAUUAUACUCUCUGUAAAAUGACAUAAAUACCAUCAAAAAAGUUAUCCGUAAAGUAUGGUGCAAAACAUAACAUAACAAAAUAUAACAAAAACUUUAGGCGGAAUCCUUUUUUUAAAUUACAAGAAGGCAGAUACUGUGAAAGAAUUUAUAUCAAUCAUCUAAAUGUUAUAUGUACUGCACAUUUAAUGAUGAAGAGUAAAAAUAUCGAUAUAAAAACACUUGAUGUUUGCUUUACGUAGGAUAUAAACAAAUUGCAUAAAUGUAAGAAUAUUUCACGUUUAAAAUUCUAUAAUGGAUAAUAAAAUUAGCUUGCCUGUUAGGUAUUUUGUUUAUUCACACUCUUCUUUGAUUCGAAAGCUCUUGUUCUACAUUGGCGGAUAAAAUAGCAUUUAUGAAAUAUACUUCAGUUAUAUGAGUUAAACUCCUUAUUACUGCCAUACCGAAAAGGCGGGUUACUAAAAAGUUUCAAAGAAUUUCGUAACUGCUAUUUGCGGAAACAGCUGACAAAUUUCUAAGAGUAGCUUGUUUUCACUUAAUACCUCUUAGAAAAGAAAAUGCUACACAAUGUAUAAAGGAGAGCACUUUUUAAUGAAGCUGCGGGCGACUUAUUACGUAUAAGGCCCAAGACAGGAAAAUGACAUCCAAUUAACAUAUCUGGAAUGGCUGUAUGGGUUUUGGCAAGUCCUUAAUAUAAUAAGGCAAGAAAAUUUAAAGAUAAAGUGCAAUAUUGCAGAAUUACGCGGCUUGGAUCCACAGAUAUCCCCAUUGAGCUAAGGCAGUAAAUUUCUUACUUCGAAUAAGCAUAAUGGUGAUUUUGAAAACAAGCGCUGAAAUUUUCCGGUCUUGGAAACUAGGCAGCCGGUUUGAUCGAAGCUCGAAAUACCGAGCUGGCAAAAAGAACAGAAGCGAAGUAGCAUGAGUACAUAAGAAGAUGAAUAAUUCAAUGAAUACAUUUAAUACAUUUCGUUCGUAUGACUAAGAGCAUAAGAUUCUAAAUAUUCAAACAAAUACAGCUUAAGAACUAACAUAAUGCUUUAUAAACUUCAUUGAACAAAUAAGAUUGAAAGCGAUAACUGAACAAAAGCUACGUACAAAGAAUUCCACUGUAUUUCGACUUGAAUGAAUUUUGGGAAUGAUAAGAAGGGAGAGUAGUUUCUGAAGGAAGUUUAAUAUUCACAAUGAGUUCAAGCAGGGAAGUUAUGGAAAAAGUUGAAAAGGACCAAAAGCCUUAGACGCCUACUACGCUCGCCCCUUGUUAAGUACUUGAGCAUUGUCAGCACACUAUCUUUAGAAAAUCCCAUUGAUCCGCUCGAGUCGAUUUAUUCUCUCGAGUUCAGAAAAAAUGGCAAUGAGUUUGUAAGGUUUACUCGCCAGCUGACCCCACUCUCAUCAAAAGUCUCCAUCAGAAAAACAAUUUCGACUAUUUUUAGAGACACUCUUUCAGUUCUCAGCGAAGUUAAAGAAAAUUUUACUUUCCGAUGCAAAGUUGACGUUCAACUUCACGGGGAUAGUUUUAAGAUGUUGCUAUAAAAGAAUUUUUAAGGACGUUUUUGUGAUUAGAGGAGGCUAAAGCUGCUUACAACAUAAGAUGCAAAAAGGUUAUCUUUAAUUGUAAAUUGUUUUUUAACAAUGCGCUGAUUUUUUCAAAAUUAUCUAUCAAAAUUGCAGCGUUUGACAAAAUACGUUGCUUGGGGGGAGAUAUUUUACAUUAUGGCUAUGUAAUUGAAACUCAUUGAAAAUUUUCUAGGAAUUUGUUAGCACAUAAAGCGGUUAAGCGAUUAAGCGGCUAAGCAUGAAGAUGGCAUCUUCAAUUCAAAGAAAGCCCCAUCAAGUCUUUCCAUGUAAAACAAUGAUAUAAAUAAGUAUUUUAAGGGCUAGCCAGAAUUGUAUAGAACUGGCUAUAUUACAAUAUCAUUAAUGUUGAGAUCUUAAUAAUGGUUAUUGAUAUAUAAAUCAAAUAGCAAAAAAUAAUAUUUAUGGGCAGAAGAUGUCAGGAAUGCUGCGUACAGCUGGGAUUUAUUUUGCCAAAUAGGGUACAGCUGUAAAAGAUGAUAUUCAUACUAUUUGAAUUCAAAUCAAAAACGCACUAUAUGAAAUAAAUAUUUCAAAAGGGUCAAAUGACAAACAUGGGGCAGUGUGUGAAAUUACAUAGUAAAUGCGUGCAAAAUACAGAUUUUUAUUAAAAAGUUGAUGUGCUACCAUCGCUCAUUAAAUACUCAUCGUCCUUUAUCGUCCCCAUCGAGGUCUUGCUCCGGUAAUUCAAUUGCUAAGGCCUGAACAAUCCAUGGAUCACAUUUGGACCCUUCCCUAAAUUCCUCCAUCGUAAGCUUACCAUCAUCAUUCUGCAAGAGAACAAUAUCAUUUAGGUAUCAUUAAAGUAUCAUUUUAGUAUCAAUAAAGCUAAAUAUCAGUCAUUAUGCAUUAUAGUUGAGUAUCAGUCGUUAUUUAUUACAGUUAAGUAUCAGUCAUUACGCACCCAAAGCCUAUAAAUGAUACAAAAAAGAAAGAGAUUUACCUUAUCA
Molecule: messenger RNA, 12856 nt
Organism: Rhopilema esculentum
Lineage: Eukaryota; Metazoa; Cnidaria; Scyphozoa; Rhizostomeae; Rhizostomatidae
Source: RefSeq, a predicted model, not a curated record